AUGGCCCUUCUUCGCCUCAGGCUACGUUCCCUUGGGCUUCACAUCCGCAAAGGCAUUCCUCACCCUGGAGUGGAAGCUAUGCUGGGUUUCUGUUGCCACAACUGGGCUUCAAACUACAGACUCAUGCAAAUUUCAAGGAAGGAGGUGUCACGACAGUUACGCCUGAUGGAAACGAUCCUCCCACAACAGAUGACCAUCAUCUUUGGACCAGGUUAUGGAACCCACUCAUCUUUCCGGUUCCUCCAAAAGGCUGCGUCCAAUCUUCUCGAAUCUUCAUGGAAGAAGGUUGUCACCGGUGUGACCACUAUUCACCAUAAGACCCCCCAAACGAAAUUGGAGCCUCCGGUCGUUCUAUGUGAUCAUCAACUAAGUUCUGGCACCUUGGAUCUCCUUUCCAAGGGUCCCAAGUUUUCCCCGAACCUUCCGACUACAAGGGUCGACCAACUAACUUCAGUCCAUUAUGUUGCGACUCACAUUCCAGAACAAGACCGGCAAGCUUUUCUUGAUGCUGGAGUCCGAUCCGCCUGCGCCCAUGCUCCUCCACCUAUGGGCAAAGUUCCGAUCCGGGCUACAGUCGAAGAAUUGCAAAGAAGUCACCUGAAACUACUGGAAUCAGAUAAAACAGGUGUUUUUGUCAUCUUAGAUGAAGGUUCCUAUGGGCAGAAGGUGAGCCAGGCAUUGAAAAAUAAUUUUGAUAUUCUGAAGACCAGGCCUUCAGGGUCUCUCCGUUCAAAGGCAAAGCAACUUUGCUGCUCCCUUAAUAUCCCGGCUCUUAAAGCUGCCAUUGGGGCUCCUUCCAAGCAAUACCUAACUGUGUUUUUCACGGCAAAAACCCAUAAAGAAGGAGUUCCCUUAAGAAGCAUCAUUUCAGAAAAGGGAUGUUGGCAGAAGCCUCUUGGUCUUUUUCUGCAAAAGCAUCUGUCAUCGAUCAGUCUCAACCAACCUUUCAGAGUUGCCAACUCCACAGAACUUGUAUCCCGACUUCAUGACCUCCAUUCAACUUCCGAGGCCUUUACCAUGUUUUCGUUAGAUAUUGAGGAACUAUAUUACCGAUUAGAUCCCGCAUUUCUUAUGGAUUCUGUGUCAAGUGCCAUCCACGAACAUGGCCCAUGCGACUUUCAGAACUCAUCUGGGGUAUCUGAACGGGGUUUCCUAGACCUUUUGGCCCUAUAUCUACAAUCAACACUCGUCGAACAUGGAAAGGAAAUUCUCAGGCAAAAGAAGGGUGUCUGCAUAGGCUCCUGCCUUGCCCCAAUCCUCAGCGAACUAUUUCUAACGUGUGUGGAUGGGGAGAUUGAAGCACGCCUUGAAGAGUUGUCACUUGUCUUCCAUGUUUUUCGUUACGUGGAUGAUUAUUUAGACAUUCACCCGAUCUCAGUUUAUUCUGAUUCUGUAGUUCAAGCCUUCACUGCUUCGUCCUCAGGCCUGAAUUUCACAAGGGAAGACAGCUCAGGCGAUGGUCUCCAGUAUCUCGAUCUUCGUCUGCAUCUUCUUCCGACCGGCAUUUGUUGGGCCUUCCAACAACGGUCUCGGAAACCUAUUCUUCCAUUCUGCAGUUCCCAUUCUAAACUGGUAAAACAUGGAAUCAUCCGGUCUCUCCUCUCAUCUUCUCGCACCAAAUCAUGUUCUCACUUUGCAAGCUUCAGCAUUGCAAAACAACAAGAACGUCUCCUCAGAGCAGGUUAUCCGCAAGGUCUACUGAGCACCAUUCUUGUUCAGUUAAUUCUAACCACCCAAAGGCCCCGUGCUCCACGUAGUAAGCCUUCACGCGUUAUCUGCAUUCCCUAUGUGCACAACUCGGCGCACAGACUGAAGGCAAUUGCAGCGCGCUUCAACGUUUCGGUUGUCUUCUCGUGCAAGUUGCGCCUGAAACAACUGUGCAGGCGUGUGAACAAUAACGAAUCCAUCAAAAGAUGUUCCAUCAAACACGCUCAUCAGACCGUUCCCUGUGAAGAGGGGGUGGUAUACCCCAUCCCUCUCUCCUGUGGCGACCGAUACAUUGGACAGACGGGUCGUUGCCUUAACACGCGCCUACGAGAGCACGUCCUCGAGGUCUCUCGUGCUUCGGACGACACUUUUCACCCAAUAGUGGUUCAUCAACGUCUCUGUACAAACUGUGAAGCCCGGUUCCAGGACACCUGCACGAUUGGGAGACAUAAGAACAAGCUCGGGAGAGAGAUCAUUGAGGCAUACAAGAUAGCCCAUGACGAUCACAACAUCGCUGCCCCUUCUCUCGCCUUGUCCAGAAAUGAGAUCAACUACCUGAAACCAGAGCUGGAUUAG
This is a messenger RNA of Ixodes scapularis (black-legged tick), 2283 nucleotides long. RefSeq lists its product as uncharacterized. Lineage: Eukaryota; Metazoa; Arthropoda; Arachnida; Ixodida; Ixodidae. The coding region runs from base 1 to 2283 and encodes 760 amino acids. The record is from RefSeq and is a predicted model, not a curated record. The transcript has a single exon.